This is a messenger RNA of Parastagonospora nodorum SN15, 495 nucleotides long. RefSeq lists its product as hypothetical. The coding region runs from base 1 to 495 and encodes 164 amino acids. The transcript has 2 exons. Lineage: Eukaryota; Fungi; Ascomycota; Dothideomycetes; Pleosporales; Phaeosphaeriaceae. Gene Ontology annotation, cellular component: membrane. The record is from RefSeq and is a predicted model, not a curated record.
AUGUCCACUUCCUCAACAAACUACCACCUCCUCGCCAUCCCAGCCUACUACAUCUUCUCCAUCGCCCCGCACAUCUACGCCCAAUCCAUCCUCACAGCAUCAGGCUACAAAGUCAACAAUGCCAAUCCCAAAGCUUCUCUCUCGCCUGAUUCCGUGAAGGGCAAGGUGCCAGAUGCCGUCUUCCAAAAAUAUCAACGCGCCGAGAACGCGCAAUCCAACAACAUCGAGCAAAUGCCCUUAUUCGCUGUGGCGAUUCUGGCGUCGAUCAUGGCGGAGCGCAGCACUGUCACGGGUUUGGGGCGCGCGGUGGUCGAUGGAGAUGCCACGGGUCUGACGACGUUUGUUGCGGCAUGGUUUGCGGUCAGGGCGGCGUAUGAUGUGGCGUAUGUGGCUAUUGCGGAUCAUGAGAAGAGUUUUAUUAGGAGUACGUUGUAUGCGGUGGGGUCGGGGUUGGCGGGGUGGCAGAUUUGGAAGGCGGCGGCGCUAUUGGGUUAA